Molecule: messenger RNA, 708 nt
Organism: Thamnophis sirtalis
Lineage: Eukaryota; Metazoa; Chordata; Lepidosauria; Squamata; Natricidae
Product: olfactory receptor 11A1-like
Biological process (GO): G protein-coupled receptor signaling pathway
Cellular component (GO): membrane
Molecular function (GO): G protein-coupled receptor activity; olfactory receptor activity
Source: RefSeq, a predicted model, not a curated record
AUGUUAUCUGAUUUAUUAGGUGGAGACAGAACUAUUACUGUGAGAAACUGUCUAUUCCAAUAUUAUUUAUUUGGCUCUUGUGUGGGUGUAGAAACAUUUCUUCUUGCAGCAAUGUCCUAUGACCGUUAUUUGGCAAUAUGUAGACCUUUAUUCUAUACUUCUCUAAUGAAUAAGGAAGUUUGCUUCCAACUUAUAGUUGUAGCAUGGAUAAAUGGUUUUAUGGCUAAUAGCAUUAUUGUCUUUCUAAUAGCUCAUUUUUCAUUCUGUGGACCUAAUGUGAUAGAUCAUUAUUUUUGUGAUUUAAAUCCUCUGAAAAAACUGUCUUGCAGUGAUCCUAGCUUAUUUGAACUCAUUGUUCUUCUCUUGAGUUUCAUUUUUACUAUUGCUCCAUUUUUCUUGACCUUCAGUUCUUACAUUUGUAUCAUAGGCAGUAUCCUAAAAAUCCAAUCUAUUAUUGGAAGGCAAAAAGCUUUUUCAACCUGCUCCUCUCAUCUCAUGGUGGUUUGUCUUUUUUACAGCACUUUAAUCAUUGUCUAUAUAUUGCCAGACACCCCAACUCUGAGGCACCUCAAUAAAAUCUUUUCAAUUUUUUAUACUAUCCUGACUCCUUUGGCCAAUCCCCUCAUCUAUACUUUAAGAAAUAAAGAAGUUCACCAGGCUUUAAGAAGAACUGUUGAUAAGUUGAGAACUUUUUUUGAAGGCUUUUAG